AUGGGUAUGUGUUAGAACAAACCAGCAGAAUAUAAUUCUAAAAUUCCACAAGUAGAGAAUGAAAUUCUUGAUGAUGAAGAUGCUGAAGACAAUAUUGGAGAAACUACUGAAUUAAUAAUUGAAAGUGAAAACGGAAAUCCUAAAACUAAGCUUAAUCUUUCUGAUUUUGAACUAAUCAAAGUAAUUGGAAGAGGCUCAUUUGGCAAAGUUUUAUUAGUAAAAAGAAAAGCAGAUCAAAAGUUGUAUGCAGUAAAGAUUUUAAGGAAAAAAUUGUUACAAAAAAAGAAAUAAUAAGAAUAAGCACUUUAAGAGAGAAAAAUAAUGUCUUUAGUUAAUAGUCCAUUUUCUGUUAAACUUCACUAUGCUUUUUAAAGUUCAUCAAGACUCUAUAUGGUUAUGGAUUUUAUGAUAGGUGGAGAGCUAUUUCUUCAUCUUAGAAAAAGGUAAAAAUUUAGUGAAGAAUGGACAUAAUUUUAUGCAGCUGAACUUCUAAUUGCACUAGAUUAAUUACAUUAACAAAAAAUUAUUUAUAGAGAUUUAAAACCAGAAAAUAUACUUCUUGAUAAAGAUGGACAUAUUGUUCUGACUGAUUUUGGAUUAUCAAAAUUGGGAUAUGAAAUAAAUGAAAUUACAUAUUCGUUUUGUGGUACACCAGAAUAUGUUGCACCUGAAAUCCUAUAUUGUAAUAGUUUUAUUUAUGAUUUAUUAGAAAAAGGACAUAAUUAUAUUGUUGAUUAUUAUAGUUAUGGAGCUUUGAUAUAUGAAAUGUUAAGUGGAGCUCCACCUUUUUAUUCAAAAAAUAAAAAAGAAAUGUUAAAAAAUAGAUGUGAAAAACCUUUAGAGAUGAAAUCUUGCUUUUCACUUUAAGCAUAAUCUUUAUUAAAAGGACUUUUAACUAAAGACGUAAAUAUCAUUAUAUAAAUCAAGCCUGGAUUUCGAUUAGGCUCAAAUGGAAUAUAAGAAAUAAAAAAACACAAUUUUUUCAAUGGAAUAGAUUGGUUAUUAGUUGAAUAAAGAAAACUAUAGCCUCCUAUUAUCCCUAGAAUUUAACAUUUAGAAGAUUUGUCUAAUUUUGCUCCAACAUUUUUAUAAUAACCUUUAAUAGAAACUCCAGAUUCUUAAUAGGAUGUUUAUUUUGAAGGAUUUACUUAUUAACAAGAAUUUUGAUA
This is a messenger RNA of Paramecium sonneborni, 1169 nucleotides long. The record is from the annotation of a GenBank genome assembly. NCBI's taxonomy places the organism in Eukaryota, Ciliophora, Oligohymenophorea, Peniculida, Parameciidae.